AUGGUACCUGGCUUAUCUCACUUGUCCACUCUAGAGUGUGAGUCGUGUCAGCUCGUCCCUAUCUCCCAUUCAUCUUCCUCCAUAGCUCCACCGCCUACAGUUCUAGUUACAGCUCCACCACCUAUAGCUCCAGUGUCACCACCUAGUCCAGUGCCACCACCUAGUCCAGUUCCACCAACUAUAGCUCCAGUGCCACCACCUAGUCUAGUUCCGCCAACUAUAGCUCCAGUGCCACCACCUAGUCCAGUUCAACCUUCUACAGCUCUACCACUCCUGACUUAUCAUUGUCGUCCGCUCUCAGCAUCGGGCCCAGCUGAUUCACAAGUUCAGUUCAGUCUAGCUUUGUUCUAUCGCGUCAGUUCACGGCUUCACGCUACUCCUAACUUUCCUCCCUUCGUGCGUAAACCUAGCUCUAUUCUAUCGCCACUCGCCACUGUCGCCGUUGUUCUAUCGCCACUGUCGCCAUUGACUCAGUCUUCACUUUCUGGCAGGUUUGUAGCAUUAUACAGGAUUGGGGUCAUAUGUCUUGUGUCGUUGGUUUUGGCUUGUGCUUUUACAGCAACUUGA
This is a messenger RNA of Nicotiana tabacum (common tobacco), 567 nucleotides long. The record is from RefSeq and is a predicted model, not a curated record. Lineage: Eukaryota; Viridiplantae; Streptophyta; Magnoliopsida; Solanales; Solanaceae.